GGCUGUUCUAACUGCUUGCUCCAGAGACUGGAAACAUCGGAGAAGGCAGUCUUAUUUACAGAAAACCCCUCUUCCGCCCUCCGUUAGCUAAUUAAAAAUUUUCCAGGGACAUUGCCAUCACGAGUUGCGUCGUUUCUCUGGAAGACAGCCCAUUGUUGUUCCAUUGACCUUUCCCCAAUUCCUGAGUCCUCUGGAGUUAUGUCCACAGCUGCCUUACUUACUUUGGUUAGAAGUGCUGGGAACCAGGUGAGGAGGAAAGCGCUGCUCGGCGCCCGCCUGCUGCAGGACGACAGGUGGGUGACGCCCACGUGCCACAGCUCCACUUCAGAGACCAGGUGUUCUCGGUUUGACCCUGAUGGUAGCGGACGGCCAGCCACCUGGGAUAAUUUUGGCAUCUGGGAUAACCGCAUCGAUGAGCCGAUUCUGCUGCCGCCCAGCAUUAAGUAUGGCAAGCCGAUUCCCAAAGUCAGCUUGGCGAACGUGGGCUGCGCCUCACAGAUUGGCAAACGAAAAGAGAACGAAGACCGGUUUGGCUUUGCUCAGCUGACAGAUGAAGUCCUGUACUUUGCGGUGUAUGAUGGCCAUGGCGGACCGUCGGCGGCCGAUUUCUGUCACACCCACAUGGAGAAAUGCAUCCUGGAUUUGCUUCCUAAGGAGGAGAACUUGGAAACUGUGUUGACCUUGGCUUUUCUAGAAAUAGAUAAAGCCUUUGCAAGGCACGCCCACCUGUCUGCUGAUGCGACCCUUCCGACCUCUGGGACUACUGCAACAGUAGCCCUUUUGAGAGAUGGUAUUGAACUGGUUGUAGCCAGUGUUGGCGAUAGCCGAGCUAUCUUGUGCAGAAAAGGAAAACCCAUGAAGCUGACAAUUGACCAUACUCCAGAAAGAAAAGAUGAAAAAGAAAGGAUUAAGAAAUGUGGAGGUUUUAUAGCUUGGAAUAGUUUGGGGCAGCCUCACGUGAACGGCAGACUCGCGAUGACCAGGAGUCUUGGAGAUCUGGAUCUUAAAACCAGUGGUGUGAUAGCAGAACCAGAAACAAAGAGGAUUAAGCUACAUCAUGCUGAUGACAGCUUCCUGGUCCUCACUACAGAUGGCAUUAACUUCAUGGUAAACAGCCAAGAGAUCUGUGACUUCGUCAAUCAGUGCCACGAUCCCAGUGAAGCCGCCCAUGCAGUUACUGAACAGGCAAUACAGUACGGUACUGAAGAUAACACUACUGCAGUAGUGGUGCCUUUUGGUGCUUGGGGAAAAUACAAGGCCUCUGAGAUCAACUUCUCAUUCAGCAGAAGCUUUGCCUCCAGUGGACGAUGGGCCUGAUCACUUGCUGGGACUUGGAGUUUCUGUGCAGUUUCACUGAUUGUGUCAAGAAACUGAUCAGAUUUUAAAAAGUUGACUGUACCAAGGUGACCCUAGGACUCACUUGAUCAGUACACACAUCACUAUAAACUUAGUAACCAUCUACAUAGUAGUUUUUCAUAAAUACCUGUCAUAUUUAUGUUCAACUAACUGUACAUACUCAGUAUAAAUA
Lipotes vexillifer (Yangtze River dolphin) is the source of this 1528-nucleotide messenger RNA. It is a transcript of the gene PPM1K, whose product is annotated as protein phosphatase, Mg2+/Mn2+ dependent 1K. Lineage: Eukaryota; Metazoa; Chordata; Mammalia; Artiodactyla; Lipotidae. The record is from RefSeq and is a predicted model, not a curated record. Bases 199 to 1317 code for a protein of 372 amino acids. The transcript has 7 exons. Gene Ontology annotation, molecular function: cation binding; protein serine/threonine phosphatase activity. Gene Ontology annotation, biological process: protein dephosphorylation.